Messenger RNA from Hippocampus zosterae (dwarf seahorse), 1773 nucleotides. RefSeq names its product twist-related protein 2-like. Gene Ontology annotation, molecular function: DNA-binding transcription factor activity, RNA polymerase II-specific; RNA polymerase II transcription regulatory region sequence-specific DNA binding; protein dimerization activity. The record is from RefSeq and is a predicted model, not a curated record. Gene Ontology annotation, biological process: developmental process; regulation of transcription by RNA polymerase II. The coding region runs from base 232 to 804 and encodes 190 amino acids. The transcript has 2 exons. NCBI's taxonomy places the organism in Eukaryota, Metazoa, Chordata, Actinopteri, Syngnathiformes, Syngnathidae.
AAAAAGGGGGACGGUCGGGGUGGCCUGUCAGAUGGUUUGUUGUUGUUCUGUCUGCCAGGUUGCGAAGGGAACGCGAAAAUCGAACGAAAGUUUGAAUUCAAGAACGGCCACCGAUGGAAAAUCUGUCAUAUUAGAAGAAGGAUUGUUCUUUUUUUUUUCUAUUUUUUAUUUUUUAUUUACAGCUGUCUGAAAGACUAAAGAGAGAAGACCGAGGCUUUUGGAAGGUAGAAGAUGAGAGAAGAGGUGUCUUGCACUAACUCCCCCGAAGGAGGUCUGGGGGCCAGCGAAGAAGAACUGGAAAGGGCUUCCAAGAAGGGUCAACAGUCAGGUCACCGAAAACGAUCCCCUCAUUCCAAGAAAGACAGCCUGGCUCAGACGGAAGACAGCGCCGCCAGCAGUCCAACCGGCCUCCUGCCAUCCGGACCCAAGAGGGUGAAGAAGAGUCCCUCGGCCGUGGUGAGCCUGGCCCCCGCCUCGCUGGGCCCGCGGCCCGACCAGCCCUUUGAGGACCUGCACUCCCAGCGGGUGAUCGCCAACGUGCGGGAGCGCCAGCGCACCCAGUCCCUCAACGACGCCUUCGCCUCGCUGCGCAAGAUCAUUCCGACGCUCCCUUCGGACAAGCUGAGCAAGAUCCAGAUCCUGAAACUGGCGUCGCGCUACAUUGACUUCCUGUAUCAGGUGUUGCAGAGCGACGAGAUGGACGCUAAGCUCGCCAGCUGCAACUACCUGGCCCACGAGAGGCUGAGCUACGCCUUCUCCGUCUGGAGGAUGGAGGGCGCCUGGGCCAUGUCCGCCAGCCACUAGGACCCCCUCACCUCCCGUCUUGACCCGCCGCCUCUUUCUCCCUCUAUCUCUUUUGUACAUUUCUUAUUUAAAUCUCCUUGUCCGACCCCCAUCAGCCUUUCACCUUUUGAACCCCCGUUGCUUCCACUGCUCUCUUCCUGUCUGUCCCACCGUUAAAUGACUGCAGGAAGACACUCCAUUGCUAACUCCCAGAAAUCCAACAAGUGGAAAAUUCCAGCCGACAACAAUGAAACCUUCCCUCUUCGCCGCCAUCCUAACUUUUUUGGGUGGCGGGAGGGGGUAACUUUGUUCCCCUUCCGUUGGACCCGUGCUUGACAUGUGAGACUGAGAUGGACUCCUCCAACAUGACUCUGAACCAAAGGAGACGUGACGGUCCAGGAACGGACGCUUCCAAACAAUGUUUUCAUCGACAAACAGCUGGCCUGCACUGACAAUGAAACAAGACGGGCGCCCCGUAAGCGCUUCUGACGUGGGCAGGCACAGCCGUUGAAUGUUUACAGCUAAAAUGCUAAUAAGCUAAUCACUCUGGCUCUCAAGGGCCCACCCGCUUGUGGGAAGAGGGAGAGCAUGAGGAAUCAAAUCUGAUUUGGUUCCGCAGUCAUUGGACCACUUUUCGCAUCUGAUUCUUCCUUUGUAAAUAAAAUGAACUGCUUCCAAUUUCAAACACAUGCAGAAGCAUGUCUUCUUCCGGAGAUUUUGUGCUGCGUUAUACUGUAAUGCAAGAAUAUAUGAUUGGUGUACGCCUGGGAUUUCUUGAGGCAAACGUGUUGUUAAAAUGUGUGUUGAUCAGGAAUCGCUGCCAUGUUAGGAGGCGCGGAAGUUGCGCUUCCAUUUGUAUAGUUUUGCAACUGCUUGUGAUCAUCUUUGUUGUGUCGGCCCCUAUGGCCAAUACAUUUUUUUUUUUGUAGUGACUGCUGCAUCUAUUGGUGUAUAUCAUCUUUCAGGAAGAAUAAAAUCUAAUCAUGUUUA